AUGAUAAAAAUAUUUAUUAAUUCAACGUUAAUCCUGAUACCAUCAUUAUUUUUAUUUUCAUCUGAUACCACACCUAAUACCAAGAGACAUCGAUUUAUGAUAUUAUGGCCAUGGGAAGAAAAAAGAUUAAUUAGUAAAGCUGAUGAAUGUGUGGAAAUUGUAUUAGGUUCCGAAUCUAUUCUACCGGAUGAUGACCCUAGGAAACGUGAAGCAGAUUUAUUAGGACAAGAAAUUAUGGCACGUGCGGGAUAUGAUCCUGCUAAAGCUAUCGAAUUAUGGGAAUUAAUGAAUAAAUUUAAUUUAUUAAAAAUUGUAUUGAAAAAUUUUUAUUGA
Messenger RNA from Diversispora eburnea, 333 nucleotides. The record is from the annotation of a GenBank genome assembly. NCBI's taxonomy places the organism in Eukaryota, Fungi, Glomeromycota, Glomeromycetes, Diversisporales, Diversisporaceae.